This is a messenger RNA of Grus americana (Whooping crane), 1206 nucleotides long. RefSeq lists its product as uncharacterized. The transcript is spliced from 10 exons. The record is from RefSeq and is a predicted model, not a curated record. Bases 481 to 1206 code for a protein of 241 amino acids. Lineage: Eukaryota; Metazoa; Chordata; Aves; Gruiformes; Gruidae.
GGACCAAGAGGAAGGGGAUCCCGGGGGUGGGGAGCGUAUUGAGCUCACAGGGCGGGAUGUGGAUGCUGGAGGUGGCGUGGCAGAGGCCCGAGGGCAGGAGGGGCCCCGUGAGCACCCGGCAUAGCAGGGCAGGGGAAGCUCCUUCUCUCCUCAGCCCCCCACCACCUCCUGCCACGUGCUCGGCACCCAGCUGGCACAGGCCGAGCCGAGCACGCAACUAGUGCACGUGCGCGCACAGGACCGCUGGCUGCGGGGGCUGCAGGCGCGCGAGCGCAGGCAGCUGACGGUGCUCCUCUCUGGGGGGAGGCUCCCGUGGCAGCCCUGGGCAUCCCUGAGCGUGCAUCUGCGUGGCCGUGCCCUGCGCGUGAGAGAGCGUGUGCGCGCCUGUGCUCGGGGACUGUCCCCGCCAGUGUGCGUGCCUGACAGUGCCCGCGCCCGUGCCCCUCACACCCUGCUGGCUCCCGCCGCGCAGGUGCAGCCAUGCUGGCAGAAGCGGUGAAGGAAGACCUCCGCAUGCUCCGGGAGCGCCUGGCCCAGUGUUCUGCGGAGUCCGUAAGGCACAAGGAGCUGCUGCGGUGUCUGGGGAAGAAGCAGCAGGAGCUGAGGGAAGCCAUGGAGGAGCUCAGGAGAGAGAACUGUGAUGUGGCGCGGUGUUUCCGAAACAACCGCCAGGAGCUCCAGGAGCUGGAGGGGCUGGUGGCCCAGACAAAGGAGCACUUUCAGAUGGAGAACGGGGAGGCAGGCGUGAGCGUGGAAGAGGCGCAGAAGGCAGACCUCUUUCAGGGAAAGGCAGGAGGAGGCACAGCAGUGCCGGAGCUUUUCAAGACGGACCAGUGGUCAGAGCUGACAAAAGCUCUGCAGGAGCAAGUUGAGGUCAAGAAGCUGCUCAGGAACAAGCUCCAGCACCUCCAGGAGAGACAGGAAUGCCUGCGAGAGCCAAGAGCUUUCAGGGGGAAGAAGGUGCAGGCAGAACCACCAGAGGAGUCGCUGCUGCAGGAGAUGGUGGCCGUGCAGCUGGAGGAGCAGCUGGCGUCAAGGAGGCACGGCAUCACUUCUUGGCUGAGGAGACUUCUUCUGUUCCUCGCCUUCCUCCAGAUCGCCAUCCUCAUCGUGGUUGUGCUGAAGGGGGACAUCCUUGACUGGGUCCUGCCACCAAAGCUGGCGGCCGCCUUUGGGAGCCGCCCAGCGAGGUCCCAGCUCUUCUGA